Messenger RNA from Ylistrum balloti, 2336 nucleotides. RefSeq lists its product as uncharacterized. The coding region runs from base 252 to 719 and encodes 155 amino acids. The record is from RefSeq and is a predicted model, not a curated record. Lineage: Eukaryota; Metazoa; Mollusca; Bivalvia; Pectinida; Pectinidae. The transcript is spliced from 2 exons.
UUUAUACUUGACUUCGACGCGCUUCCUUCGAGGUUCAAAAAACUUGGCAAAACUGUUUGGUAUAGCGCAAUCAGCUGGGAGCUGUUUACAUGUGUAUGUAGGUGUGUACGCGUAGUGUUAACCCACCUUACUACGAGGUAACACACUAAAGACGCUAACUUACUACACAUUACUACACCGUCGUGUAGAGCACAAACACUUAUUGUACAAACUUGUGACUGAAAAACGGAGACUUCAUAAAAAUUGUAAAAAUGGACGUUAAAAUUGUUUUCUGGAUCGGCUUCCUGUCCACAUGCAUGGUAACGUCAACAGUUGACUCCGUUAUUCCAGACUACCUGCUUGAACGAGCGAUUAUUGAACCACGUCCUCGACGCAAGGUUUUCCGUGCCACACACAAGAAGUGCUGCAAAAUCGGCGUCCGUACAGCGAAGAAAAAAUUAUCCUGUACAGUGGAUUUAGCAGUAAGAAACAAUAACUUUGUCAUCACCCGUUUAAAAACAUCAGGUUCAAAUUCUGAAGUAAGGAAAUAUGGGCAGAAUCUUACGAAAAAGAUAAACUCAUGCGGAGCAGCAGGUUUUGGUAAAGUUUUUGAAAAAUGCUGUAAAUAUCGAGAAGACUACAGGAAGUCACUGCAAAGGUGCAAAGAGAUAUACCGGAAGCGAGCUGAUAAGCGGAAGUGCAGACGGGACGUGAAACGACGCCACUUGAGUUACUUAUGAGCGAACAAAUGACGAAUAGAAUGAAAGCUCUCAUGGGAUAUGCACAGCGCCUUGUCAUCGGAGACAAGAGAGAAUGAAGUAUGUCCUAGAUUAAAACUCGGCUGGUCGACAAAAUGCAAAAGAACAAUGAUAGUCGCGCUCGGACGUGAUAUCGAAGCUCGGAUAUGGUCAGGACCAAAACCGUUUUGGAAUGUUUGUGGGAACGUUUGUCUGGUCAUAUAAUUUGAGGGUAGUUCUUUGCAGUGCGCUCUUGACAAAAGAUAAAACGUUCCGAAACGUGUUUGCUCAUGGGUGCAGCACUGAUGUUAUAUACAUGUUGUUAAUCAUUUCGUGUAUUCUAUAUACAUAGAUCAUUCGACCGUUAGGACGAGGCAUGCUUUCUUAGUCGCCUAUAGAUAUUGUGGGUCUUUGGUGUAAGCGUAUAAUACCAUCCUACACCACGAGUGUUAGAAAUAUGCUGUUGACUCACAUCUAUCAUGACAACUUGUGGAGGUGUGAGUGUUCUACUGACACUGUGACAAUUCCUUGUCUGUGGGGUCACUAGAGUCGCCGAUAUUUGUAGAAUUUUCAAUGUUAUCAGAUUUUCCAUCACAGAUUGUUCAACUGGAACCCUAUCAUAGACCUGUACAUGUUACUGACAUGUACGGUCUCCGAAUUACUAGUCUCUGGUGUCACAAAAGUUUCAUUUUGUUAGUUUUGUGUCGACGGUUAAUAUCCAAGUGUCUUUAGAGGGCGGGGGUUACACUGUAUAUCCGAGUAUCUUUCGGAUAUAGUUUUCUGACGUAUGUUCUGGUGUCUUUGACGAGCGGGGUAAGUUUUCUUACAUAUGUUCAAGUGUCUUUGGGAGGCGGGUUUAUUUUUCCUACAUAUGUCGAAGUGUCUUUGACGGACGGGGUUAAGUUUUCGUACAUGUAUUUAAGUGACUUUAACGGGCGGGGUUAGUUUUCUGAUGUUUAUCCAAGUUUCUUUGAUGGGCGGGGCUAUUUUCUUACUAAUAUACAGGUAUCUUUGCUGGUUUGUGAUAAAUUUCUGACAUAAAUCCAUGUGUAUUUGAUGGAUGGAGUUAGUUAUCUUACAUGUGACCAAAUGUCUGACGGACGAGGUAAGUUUCUCAUACAGAUCCACAUGUCUUUGACAUGCGAAUUAGCUUUCCGACACACUACUAUCUGUCUUUGACAGGCGAGUUUAGCUUUCCGACACACAACUAUCUGUCUUUGACAGGCGAGUUUAGCUUUCCGACACACAACUAUCUGUCUUUGACAGGCGACUUAGCUUUCCGACACACAACUAUCUGUCUUUGACAGGCGACUUAGCUUUCCGACACACAACUAUCUGUCUUUGACAGGCGAGUUUAGCUUUCCGACACACAACUAUCUGUCUUUGACAGGUGAGCUUAGUUACAUGACGUAUUCUUGUUUCGUCGACGAACCGGAUGUGAGUUAGUCUAAGGGGAAUGCACGUGCGUUCGGAGAGCGAAGUGACAGAUUCAUGAAUAGAAUUUUCUGACCAUUAACAUGUAUACAUUGGUAAGUCUAAAGCUCUGCCUUCUCUGUUUGUCUCAAGUAUUUUUGAAAAAAAAUGAAGUAUACUGUUAGUAUGUACUGUCAAAUGGAGCGG